Drosophila kikkawai is the source of this 2654-nucleotide messenger RNA. RefSeq names its product motile sperm domain-containing protein 2. The record is from RefSeq and is a predicted model, not a curated record. Gene Ontology annotation, cellular component: endomembrane system; endoplasmic reticulum-endosome membrane contact site. NCBI's taxonomy places the organism in Eukaryota, Metazoa, Arthropoda, Insecta, Diptera, Drosophilidae.
CUGGUCAGUUAGUCGCAGGCGCUCGUGGAACGCACUUGGUUGGAGAAGGUAGCUCCGAUAGCUGCUUUGUGUACUUGUACCUCUUGUACUUCGGCACGACAAGCGAUUGAUUUGUGGCCCAAAUCUAAUCGCAGUGAAAGUGGAUUACUGAUUAGACGCUGGUGAUAGGAACACCCGAAUUGCCACUCCGCCGCUCCUAAUCAUAGUUCAAUGUUUAGUCUUUCGACAGUUGUGGUUGGGUUCGAGUGUGCGUGAAUUACGACGAAUAACUAAGUAGCUGGCACUAUGGGCAUCAAGGUCAAGGAGACGACCCCUGCGCUAAUCCAGGAACUGCGGGACAGGUUCAACAGCAAAUACGAAUCGUCACCGCCGUCAGAGCCCUUCCAUGCAAUCGAUAUUGAUCGCAUUCGCAACGAUCAUGUCUGGCUGCAGAGAUUCCUGGAAAUGCAUGAUCUCGACAUGGAUGCUUCCUUAUCGAAGCUAUGGGAGACCUGUGUCUGGCGCCAGUCCUAUGGGGCCAACGAUCUCACCGAGAGCCAACUGAACCAGGAGUAUCUUAAAGAGGGUUCGGUGUUCGUGCACAGCAGCGAUGUGGAUGGAAAGCCUCUGUUGGUAUUCCGCGUCAGUUUGCACAACAAGUCCAAAAAUCUGGAUGAACUCAUCCGCAUCGUUGUCUAUUGGGUGGAGAGAACUCAGAGGGAGCAGCAUAUGACCCAGUUGACCAUAUUUUUCGACAUGGCGGGCACGGGUUUGGCUACCAUGGAUCUGGACUUUGUGAAGCGUAUCGUGGAGACUUUCAAGCUGUACUACCCCAACUGCUUGAAUUACAUUUUGGUGUAUGAGCUGGCAUGGAUUCUAAAUGCUGCCUUUAAGGUCAUCAAGGCCCUGCUGCCGCCCAAAGCGGUUGAGAUUUUGAAAAUGAUAUCAAAGAAGGACAUCAACCAGUAUAUAACCAAGGACAAAUGCCUAGCCAGCUGGGGAGGAGGCGAUAACUACGAAUUUAGCUUCGUGCCAGAGGCGAGGCAGGUUACAUCCAAGUCGACGGCCGCCGCCAAUGCCGGCGAGGAUGAACAGUUCGCGGACCGGAAGGUCACCUUUGCCAGCCCCGCUACCAUGGUACUGAAGGAGUCCAACAUCAACGAGAUGCACACUCCAUCCGAGGGCAUGUUGCAAGUGGACCCCAAGGAGUUUCUAAACUUUAACUCAAAGAAUGCGGAGGCCACGCUGAACCUCAGAUCAGUUUCCAAGUCGACGGCAAUCACUUACAAGAUCCAAACCACAUCGCCAGAAAAGUUCCGAGUGCGACCGCGAUGUGGCAUUAUACAACCCAAUCAGGCGGCGGCAAUCAACAUCUGGCUGAAGUCUGAGCAUCAGCUGAGCGGAGAGAGUAAGGACAAGUUCCUGGUGAUGGCCAUGGAGAUGCCCGAUGCGGACUGCGAUUUGGCGGAGCUGUGGCGUAACAAAUCUCCCAAUGCCGGAAACGUGGAGCAGCAUCGCCUGGUCUGUCGUCUGGAUGAAAAGAAAGACAAAAAUGCAGCGGAUUGUCAAAGCAAGGCCAGCAAGCCGAGUGUAGACGACAAGAGGUCAAGUACGGGACUCGAUUCGUCCGAUGUGAUAGCCCGGCAGCUGGCCUUUACACAGAACCUGCAGUAUGUAACUUUGGCGCUGAUGGUGCUGCUCUUCGCUGGCUUCGGCUUCCUCAUGUACCAGCAGUUGGGUCACGCUCACCCCGGCGCUGGCACCUGGCCCAAAUCAACGGCGUACUCCUGCAAGAACAAAUAAUAUUUACUGUCACCAUGUAAUCUGACCAGGCAGGAGCCGAACGAUGUCAACAGUGACGACCACAUUAAUAAAAAGCGCGACCAAGACCGCGACUGCCAAGAGAUAGAUAGCUACUGCGCCUGUGCUUUGGAUUUAAUGGAUCUGGGACUGGACUGGACCGAUGCCGAUACCGAGGGCGACUGCCUGGAGGCCCUGAUCCAGGCACAGCUGCUGCUAUGCCGCAGAUGUUACGGUUACGGCUCCUCCAGCGACCGGCAGCUGGGUGGCGUUGCAGCUGGCGGCCAACUGCUUGGUCUCAUUGCCUUUGCCCGGAAGGUGAUGCGCGUCGUUCUCUCACUGUCGCUACUGUUUGGCAUCCUUUUCGUGAGCUUCUACCUGGGCAGCAACUACGACGGCAACAGCAUCACCACCACCACCGCCACCUCCCUAGCUACAGUCGACUCAGGAGCCAGAGGCCAUAGGCAGCCGUGUUAUUAACCUAAACCCAAGCCCGAUUUGUUAACCAGAUUUAAUUGUUUUACCUUGGAAACUGUACGCAUCUUAGAGAAAGUAUUUUAUUACAAAUCCAAGUAGAAAACUGAAAAUAUUAAUACCCUCUGUCGUUCUUACCUGCGGUGCAUCAUCUAAAAGGGUACAGAAAUGGCCCUAAAAUGGAGUUUCCUUCAGGUCCACCCCGAAAUAUAUAAAUAUAUACCUCUUUAGGUUUAAGGAUUUAGUUUCCUGGUUUCCCUAAUCGCCCCUCCCAUUCCUCCCUGCCUGGGCCAAUAAUUAUUAAUAAUAAACUGUGUGUAGGAUAUGUAUUUUGUAUAAUGUAAACCAAUAAUGUUCGAUCAAAGUUGAUUAGUUUGUAAAUAAAUCUCAAAUUAGUUUCA